Molecule: messenger RNA, 1520 nt
Organism: Acipenser ruthenus (sterlet)
Lineage: Eukaryota; Metazoa; Chordata; Actinopteri; Acipenseriformes; Acipenseridae
Product: apolipoprotein C-II-like
Exons: 4
Coding region: 93-395 (100 amino acids)
Biological process (GO): high-density lipoprotein particle clearance; negative regulation of very-low-density lipoprotein particle clearance; lipid transport
Cellular component (GO): intermediate-density lipoprotein particle; very-low-density lipoprotein particle; low-density lipoprotein particle
Molecular function (GO): lipid binding; lipoprotein lipase activator activity; phospholipase binding
Source: RefSeq, a predicted model, not a curated record
AAGCAUCCGGGUCCCGUAUAAAUAGCCAAGGCGAGGUCAGCUUGUAUCGUCUUUACUCAGAUCCGCUGGACGCUCUGAUUCCAAUAUUCAAAAUGAAACUGAUCACUGUGGCUGUUUUACUGGCUGUUUUCUGCUAUGGAGUCGAGAGUUUCAGGCUGCAGAAGCGCGAUGCAGAGCCCACAGACCCGCCCUCCGCCUGGGGUAACGUCGUGACCGACACGUUGUGGGAUUACUGGGGCAAGGGGACCGCGCUCGCCAGCGGCUGGAUAGAGGACGUCAAGUCAUGGAAGGUGGACGAGAAAGUCAUAAACUUGUACACAGAAAGUGCGGCAGCGAUCGAUACGUACACAGGGAUCCUUAAAGACCAGAUCUAUCAUUCCUGGAACCAGCAAUAAAACCCGCUAAUACUCAGCGCUCACCCCCUCCGGGCUGAACCAACAUCUCCAUAUCCCACAAGACCAGAUCUAUCAUUCCUGAACCAGCAAUAAAACCCGCUAAUACUCAGCGCUCAUCCCCUCCGGGCUGAACCAACAUCAUCAUAUCCCACAAGACCAGAUCUAUCAUUCCUGAACCAGCAAUAAAACCCGCUAAUACUCAGCGCUCACUCCCGGGGCUGAACCAACAUCUCCAUAUCCCACAAGACCAGAUCUAUCAUUCCUGAACCAGCAAUAAAACCCGCUAAUACUCAGCGCUCAUCCCCUCCGGGCUGAACCAACAUCAUCAUAUCCCACAAGACCAGAUCUAUCAUUCCUGAACCAGAAAUAAAACUCGCUAAUACUCAGCGCUCACCCCCUCCGGGCUGAACCAACAUCAUCAUAUCCCACAAGACCAGAUCUAUCAUUCCUGAACCAGAAAUAAAACUCGCUAAUACUCAGCGCUCACCCCCUCCGGGCUGAACCAACAUCAUCAUAUCCCACAAGACCAGAUCUAUCAUUCCUGAACCAGAAAUAAGACCCGCUAAUACUCAGCGCUCACCCCCCGGGGCUGAACCAACAUCAUGAUAUCCCACAAGACCAGAUCUAUCAUUCCUGAACCAGAAAUAAAACUCGCUAAUACUCAGCGCUCACCCCCUCCGGGCUGAACCAACAUCAUCAUAUCCCACAAGACCAGAUCUAUCAUUCCUGAACCAGAAAUAAAACUCGCUAAUACUCAGCGCUCACCCCCUCCGGGCUGAACCAACAUCUCCAUAUCCCACAAGACUGUCAUUUAACUCCUGUCUCUAUUGAAUCACAAGCCUGUCGAUUUUACAAAACAUCUGGAAUCUAACUGAAGCCUUCAAAGUGCUUUGCAAAUGAUAGAAGUAGUAACACAAGUACUUAAACAUUCUCGAGUUGUUUCACUCUACAUCUUGUGCGUUAUGUGUUUCCCUCGUCACAACACAGGAGUCCUUUACUGUUUCAAGAAUAAACGCAUCAUUUUUUUUAAGAACGUUUUUUUUUUCAAUGAGACUGUACCACAAACAAUGCAUUGAGUGUAAAUUCUUCUUGAAAUAAAAUGUUUACUUUGUAAAAAAAACAAAA